AUGCCGACCGCUGCCAAGGCGCUGGAUGUCGUCUUUGGCGCCUUGCAGGCAGUGUGGGUGGCCCACACCGUGUUCGUCCCUCCUCUUCUGAGGCUCCUGUGGACAGGGCUGCGUGAGCGCUGGUGUCCAGGCUUCUGUGUGGACCUGCCCUCAGGUCCUGGGGAGGGUCUGCUCUACCUCAGCCUCCCCCAGGCCUCCUCCCGACUUGGGAGGCCCCUGUCAGGCUGCCUGCCUGCUCUGGCGGGCUCCCAUGUGAAGCGCUUCUCAGCCUCCAAGCGGAAGCAGCAUUUCAUCAACCAGGCCGUGCGGAACUCAGACCUGGUGCCCAAGGCCAAGGGGCGGAAGAGCCUCCGGCGCCUGGAGAACACCCAGUACCUGCAGACUCUGCUGGAGUCCCACGGGGGCACAGCUGGCCCAGAGGACGGGGACCUGGCACCCCCUGCAUCACCAGGCAUCUUCGCAGAGGCGUGCAACAACUCGACCUAUGUAGAGUGUGGCGGCCACAGGGACCUAAGUGUGGACCCUGGCUCGGGAGAUGACCCGGCCUACACCCCCCGCGAGUGCUUCCGGCGCAUCAGCCGCCGCCUGCGCGCCAUCCUCAAGCGCAGCCGCAUCCCCAUGGAAACGCUGGAGACCUGGGAGGAGCGGCUCCUGAGCUUCUUCUCCGUGUCACCCCAGGCUGUGUACACGGCCAUGCUGGACAACAGCUUCGAGCGACUCCUCCUUCAUGCCAUCUGUCAGUACAUGGACCUCAUCUCUGCCAGUGCCGACCUGGAGGGCAAGCGGCAGAUGAAAGUCAGCAACCGCCACCUGGACUUCCUGCCGCCGGGGCUGCUCCUGUCUGCCUACCUGGAACAGCGCAGCUGA
This is a messenger RNA of Elephantulus edwardii (Cape elephant shrew), 867 nucleotides long. It is a transcript of the gene R3HDM4, whose product is annotated as R3H domain containing 4. The record is from RefSeq and is a predicted model, not a curated record. The transcript is spliced from 10 exons. The coding region runs from base 1 to 867 and encodes 288 amino acids. NCBI's taxonomy places the organism in Eukaryota, Metazoa, Chordata, Mammalia, Macroscelidea, Macroscelididae. Gene Ontology annotation, molecular function: nucleic acid binding.